This is a messenger RNA of Hypomesus transpacificus, 2559 nucleotides long. RefSeq names its product FAM20A golgi associated secretory pathway pseudokinase (gene fam20a). Gene Ontology annotation, molecular function: protein serine/threonine kinase activator activity. NCBI's taxonomy places the organism in Eukaryota, Metazoa, Chordata, Actinopteri, Osmeriformes, Osmeridae. The coding region runs from base 23 to 1693 and encodes 556 amino acids. The transcript is spliced from 12 exons. The record is from RefSeq and is a predicted model, not a curated record. Gene Ontology annotation, cellular component: Golgi apparatus.
GGAGGAGCUGACAAACAGUGCUAUGAUGAGGAGAGACCGUCUGCUCCUGGCUGCGACCCUCACCACCAUAUUCAUUGCUGACCUCUACUUCAUCCUCCUCCCCAAGCUUCGACACAGACAACCCCACCCGGGGGACCCCAGCUGCCUCUGCAGCCCAGGAAACGUCUCCCUCCCUGGGCACGCCGGCCUCAUUGCUCCCUGGCUUUCCAACUGGACUUCCACAUCGCCCCUGGACGAGGAACCUAGUGAGAGACGCUCUAAGUUGGGCAGGCUGUUUGCUCACCCCCUGUAUGAGCCCCAGGGCCCGGGGGUGCUGGGGCCAGAGGAGCGGCUGCUACAGCAGGAGGAGCUGCUGGAGUACUACAGGAGGAAGGUGUCUCGCUGGGAACGUCACAUGAAGUUCUACAGCGAGGUGGCAGCAGCCGCCAACUUCACCAUUCUCGAACAAAAGGUGACCUUUGACCCCAAGGCCAGCUGGUUGAAGUUCCACCUGGGCAUCAGUCGCCAUGCCCUGUACCGCCGGCACGACCCCUGGCACAACCCCAGCCACGACCCCGCGGAUCCUAGCCAUGACCCCACUGUUUCCCGUCUGCUACAGGACAUGCAAGCCCACACCAUCAUCAACGCAGACUACACUCAAGACGAAAAGGCCCUCAAAGGAGCGUGUGACUGUUCCCAAGUGGUCAAGCCCAGUGGUCACCACCUCAAGCUGGCCCUGAAGAUGCAGAACUUUGGCAAAGCCAUGUUCAAACCCAUGAGGCAGCAGAGGAACCAGGAGACUCCUGAGGAUGUCUUCUACUUUGUUGAUCUCCAGAGACACAACGCAGAGAUUGCAGCCUUCCACCUGGACAGAAUCCUGGACUUCCGGCGUGUUCCGCCGGUGGUGGGCCGGCUGGUGAACCUGACGGGGGAAGUUCUGCUCACCACACACAACGAGGACCUGCGCAACGUGUUCUUCACAUCGCCAGCAAACAACACUUGUUUCUUUGCCAAGUGUCUGUACAUGUGUAAGACAGAGUAUGCUGUGUGUGGGGGUCCAGACCUGCUGGAGGGCUCCAUGUCUGCCUAUCUCCCCAGUCUCAGUCUGGCCCCCCGGGUCUCCAUCUCCAACCCCUGGUCACGCUCCUACACCUUCACUGGCCAACAGGAGUGGGAGGUGAACACGUUGUACUGUGAUUCAAUCAGGAAGAUUCCUCCCUACAACUCAGGCAGCAGACUCCUAAACAUCAUAGACAUGGCCAUCUUUGACUUCCUCACAGGUAACAUGGACAGGCAUCACUACGAGAUCUUCACAGGGUUUGGAGACGGAUUUCUUCUUCACCUGGACAACGCCAGGGGGUUUGGGAAGCACUCCCAUGAUGAGAUGACCAUCCUGGCCCCACUGUCUCAGUGCUGCAUUAUAAAGCGCUCCACGGCGCUACGGCUCCAGCUGCUCUCCCAGGAGCCCUACAGGCUGAGUGACGUCAUGAGAGAGUCCCUGCAGGGAGACCCCGUCAGCCCCGUCCUGACGGAGCCACACCUCCUGGCGUUGGACCGCCGGCUGCAGCACGUCCUCAGGGCCGUCCAGAGAUGUGUCCGCAGGCUGGGGGAGGAGCCGGUGGUCGUGGACGACCUCACCGCUGGCUCUUCCUCCACAGACACUUGGGCGUCGGCGCCCAGACAGCCAGCCAGACAUUCCACCAAGGGCAGCUAACCUAAGACGCCAGGGCGUUCCAACUACCUGAGACCCCCCACCCAGUGGGGAGACAGAUGUCCCUGAUGAUGGACACAGUGGAGGACACAGAGGGUUCCACCUUGUGAAGAGGGUUUACCGCAGCGGCAUGUCAAAGAUGGCGGGUGGACAACGAAGAAAUGAAAAGGAAAAAUAGCAGGAGGCAGACUAAAGAGAAUGAGAUGCUGUGUUGGACCAUCUUCAGAAGCUUUGAAGGGGGACUGUCCUAAAGAACCUCUGAAAUAUGUUUGACAUAAAUUAUGUUUUACACAUUCGAUAAAGGUGUGGUUUGUGUGAUCGUGAAUGAAUAGUCCAGAGCCAGCUUUACUCUACUGACUAUGAACAUGAAAAGUUCAGGGUGUCUGUGGUCUGCCCAUCACCUACACUAUAUUGCCGCCUGUUUCUCCCAUUAAUCAGCCGCGCACGGAGCCUCUGUUUCUGCCUGGCAGCAGGCAGGCGUCUUCAGGCCUUCAAAGCUGGGUUUCAUAACAACACAAUUCUCUCAGAUGCCACGUAACUACUGCACACUCUGGGUGCAGAAUAUCAUGCACACAUCACCCCAUGGCUUUGUUUGAACUUGUCUGAAACCAUGGUUUGGUCUUCAAACAAUGUUGUUUGGUAUUUCAGAACACACCGUGGUCUAUUUGGGUCUUUCUCACUGCUGGGCUGACUAAUGCAUCCUGUUUUUGAUAGUUAGGUCAAAAAACGAUUACUUUUUUAUAGGUCUUGCAUCUUGUACCAGACUGUGUCUGGCGCGUGGCCAGACAGGCUGGAGGGAAGCACCAGGGGGUUAGGUUUACGAGGUGUCAGAGAGCAAAACAACCCCUCUGCCCCCAAAACACAACACU